Hypanus sabinus (Atlantic stingray) is the source of this 2118-nucleotide messenger RNA. RefSeq names its product tubulin polyglutamylase complex subunit 1 (gene tpgs1). Gene Ontology annotation, biological process: protein polyglutamylation. Gene Ontology annotation, molecular function: microtubule binding. NCBI's taxonomy places the organism in Eukaryota, Metazoa, Chordata, Chondrichthyes, Myliobatiformes, Dasyatidae. The record is from RefSeq and is a predicted model, not a curated record. Bases 37 to 819 code for a protein of 260 amino acids. The transcript has 2 exons.
GUUUUGAAGUGACACGAACCCUCGCCCCGCAGAAAGAUGGCGGCGGCAACGGUUUCCGGUUGGGUACACGGUGCCGAGCUGCCUCUCCCAGAUGGGCUCUCAUUCACACUUCGUGAGGCGCUGCUCAAGGUUCUGGAAAAUCGGCCCGAAGACCCCGUCUCCUUCCUGGGUGAAUACUUCCAAAACCUAGCGGUGGCUUCCGAAGGAACAGCAGAGAAACCGGUUCCGAGGCAGCAGGAGGAGCAGAUUUCCAGUGCCUUUAAACAGCUACUGCUCUGUCACUACAGCAGACCGGCCUUCAGCAGGAAUACAGCCCUGGCUUUCCAGAUGCUAAGCUACCCCACGAACAAGAGGAAAAAGCCUGGUCUCAAGGGCAGAGUUUACACUGAGCUCUUGAGGCAGAUUUGUGGAAGUGCGGGCACUCCCUCCUGCUCCCUGAUCCAGAAAUUGCGAUGCUGGGACCAUGAGGCAGUUCCUUUCAGCAUCUUCAGACACGGAGUGCUCACUUGCUUUGUCUUCCUGGACUUUGUGAAGAUUUCCGGGAGGCUGUUUGAGGUGGUGGCAGAGUCUGGAGAGGCCAGUCGGACAGUGUGCCAGGCCCUGCUCGAGGCUCUGCAGGAUGCUCUGAGUGUUAGCGGGUCAGCCAGUGGCAAUGGGUGCCUGGGCGCUGCCUCAAAACUCAGCCCUGACCAGCUUGGGAUGACCAUGGAGCAGGCAAUGAGGCUACGGAGAAAUGAAACCACCCCACCAAUGACACAGGAGGAGUUCACUCAGCUCACUGCACCUCUCUUUAUCCAGAGAGUGAAGCCCAUGUGUUGACUGAAUAGAAGCAGGCAGCAAUCUCAUUCAGACAUGAUGGCACCAGAUCCCUGCAUGCUUCCCCUCAGCCAGUGCUGCAUGAUGCUGGCAUAUCGUUGCCUGGCUCGACACAGUGUAUCGUCCACCUUGAGGCAAACUCCACGCUCACACACCCUCUGCCAUCCUUUCUCUUGUCCACGCUGUGCCUGAUUAUUUCUUGCCUAGGCUGGUGCCUUAUCCCCAUCCUAGUUCUUCAAGCACACCUGCCAAAUUAAUCUUCUGGUCGUAAUGCCUGACUUGUAAAGAUGUGCUUCGUAUACCCAAAGACUUGGCCUCCACACCUGUCCAUGGCAAUGAGUUCCACAGAAUAGCCAGCCUCUGACUAAAGAAAUUCCUCUUCAUCUCUGAUCUAAAGGGAUAUCUUUGCAUUUUGGUCCUAGACUCCCCCACUAUAGGAAACAUGCUCUCCAUAUCCAUUGUGUCUAGGCCUUUCAAUAUUCAAUAGGUUUCACUGAAAUCCCCCACAUUCUUCUAAACUCUAAAUAAGUACAGGACCAGAGCCCUCAAAUGCUCCUCACACCUUAACCCUUUCAUUCCCAGAGUUAUUUUUGUGAACUUCCUCUGGACGCCUUCCAGUUCCAUCACAUCUUUUCUCAGAUAAGGGACCCAAAACUGCCAUAUUCCAAGUGCGGUCUGACCAACGCCUUAUAAAGCCUCAGCAUAACAUCCUUGAGUGAGUAUAUUUUAAGUGAGUUCUAUACACACAAAUAUGCUGGCUGGUGAUGUGGUGGUAUCAGCACCGGCCUCUGAGGCGAGUGGCCCCAGGUUUGAAACCAGCCGGCUCCUUGCACGCUUUCCAUCCAUGCUGGGUUGAGCGCCUCGCAACUCAGCCUUGUUAAAAAGCAAGUUAAAUGCUACAGAUGUGGAAAAAAUGCCUCCCAAUGCACCAUAAGUCGUGAAAAGGAACAACAAUACAGAUAAAUUCCUCAACCCAAUGCCAUUGAUAGGAACCAAUUUCAAAACUGCCCCUGAUCUAGUUGGACUGGAUAGGAGCUGGGAGCAGAAAGCCUCCUCAAUGUGAGGAAACACUGUCUCAUAUGAUUUUCUUCCAUUCCGAGGCAUUCUGCCUGUACAGGUGCAUCACAGUGAUAUAACCUUGUGAACAUGACCACAUGAAAGCAAGUUACUAAACUGCAGGAGGCACCUUGAUUGUCUGCCUGGAGAUUUAGAUCAAGGAUUGUUGAUUGGUUGUAACUUGUUUUAUACCAGUGUUGCAUAAAGGACUCUUGCGUAUUGCGAGAUUAAAUUAAACAAAUGCUA